Plasmodium malariae is the source of this 1497-nucleotide messenger RNA. RefSeq names its product 1-deoxy-D-xylulose 5-phosphate reductoisomerase, putative (gene DXR). The record is from RefSeq and is a predicted model, not a curated record. Gene Ontology annotation, molecular function: manganese ion binding; 1-deoxy-D-xylulose-5-phosphate reductoisomerase activity; protein binding. The transcript has a single exon. Gene Ontology annotation, biological process: isoprenoid biosynthetic process. NCBI's taxonomy places the organism in Eukaryota, Apicomplexa, Aconoidasida, Haemosporida, Plasmodiidae. Bases 1 to 1497 code for a protein of 498 amino acids.
AUGAAGAUUCAGUUUUUACUCGCAAGGAACAAAAAGAUUAAAGGUGCUCUUAAUAGAAACGAAAAAGCAUAUAUAAUAAAUUACAAAGUGAAUAAAGCAGUACGUGAUGGUGUAAAGAAAACCGGAAAUUAUAAAAAACUUAGGAGUCGCAAACACCUUAAUACACGCAAAAAUGAUUUAAUGGUGUUAUCUACAGAUAGGGAAUCGUUUAUUGAGCCAAUUAACAGAUCGACUAACGGACAGACUAAUAGACCCAUUAAUGUGGGCAUUUUUGGUAGUACCGGGAGCAUCGGGACAAACGCUCUUAGCAUUAUAAAGGAUUGUAAUAAGAUUGAAAAAAUAUUUAAUGUGGAAGCGUUAUAUGUUAAUAAAAGUGUACAAGAAGUUUAUGAACAAGCAAGGGAAUUUUUACCAAAAUAUGUGUGCAUACAUGAUGCAACAAAAUACGAGGAAUUAAAAAAUUUAUUACAAAAUAUAAAAAAUUACAAACCAAUUAUAUUAAUUGGGGAUGAAGGAAUGAAACAAAUGUGUAGUAGUAACACAAUAGAUGUAAUAGUUAUUGGAAUUGAUUCUUUUCAAGGUUUAUAUUCAACAAUAUAUGCAAUAAAAAAUAAUAAAAAGAUUGCACUAGCCAAUAAAGAGUCCAUUGUAUCAGCAGGAUUUUUUUUGAAAAAAUUAUUAAAUGUUCAUAAAAAUUCUUGUAUCAUUCCAGUGGAUUCAGAGCAUAGUGCCAUAUUCCAAUGUUUAGAUAACAAUAAAGUAUUAAGAACAAAAUGUUUACAAGAUGGUUUCUCUAAAAUAAAUAAUAUAAAUAAAAUAUUUUUAUGUUCAUCUGGUGGCCCUUUUCAAAAUCUUUCAAUUAAUUCUUUAAAAAAUGUAACGUCACAAGAAGCUUUAAAACAUCCCAAAUGGAAAAUGGGGAAAAAAAUAACCAUAGAUUCUGCUACCAUGAUGAAUAAAGGAUUAGAAGUUAUCGAAACUCAUUUUUUAUUUGAUGUAAAUUAUGAUGAUAUAGAAGUGAUAAUACAUAAAGAAUGUAUAAUACAUUCAUGUGUUGAGUUUGUGGACAAAUCUGUCGUAAGCCAGAUGUAUUAUCCGGACAUGAAAAUUCCAAUACUUUAUGCAUUAACUUGGCCAAAUAGAAUCAGAACUGAUUUAAAAUCUUUAAAUUUAGCCGAAAUAUCUCCUCUUACAUUUCAUAAACCAUCAUUAGAGCAUUUCCCAUGUAUUACAUUAGCUUACGAAGCAGGGCGAAAAGGGAAUUUUUAUCCUACCGUUCUUAAUACAUCUAAUGAAAUAGCGAAUAAUUUAUUUUUAAAUGAUAAAAUUAAAUAUUUUGAUAUUGCAGCUAUUAUAUCACAAGUUUUGGAAUCAUUUAAUUCUCAAAAAGUAGAAGAAAAUCCAGAGGAUUUAAUGAAUCAAAUCUUAGAAAUAUAUAAUUGGUCGAAGGAAAAGGCUAUGGAGAUUUACAAAAAAAUAAAUUACAGUUCAGUGUAA